Phlebotomus argentipes is the source of this 1755-nucleotide messenger RNA. RefSeq names its product nedd8-activating enzyme E1 regulatory subunit (gene APP-BP1). Bases 81 to 1640 code for a protein of 519 amino acids. The transcript is spliced from 3 exons. NCBI's taxonomy places the organism in Eukaryota, Metazoa, Arthropoda, Insecta, Diptera, Psychodidae. The record is from RefSeq and is a predicted model, not a curated record. Gene Ontology annotation, cellular component: cytoplasm; nucleus. Gene Ontology annotation, biological process: protein neddylation; DNA damage response; protein ubiquitination. Gene Ontology annotation, molecular function: ubiquitin activating enzyme activity; NEDD8 activating enzyme activity.
UUGACCGGUUUGUCUUGGCAUUUUUCUCGGGACUUUUCUCUCUGAUUCUAAACUAUUUACAGCGUGCUAAAGGUGAAAUAAUGUCCUCGCCAGCUCCAAAAUCACCUGAGGUAUCUGAUAAGAGUAAAAAGUACGACCGGCAGAUAAGAUUGUGGGGCGAGCAUGGCCAACAGGCUCUAGAAUCAGCCCAAGUGUGUCUCCUGAAUGCGACAUGCCUGGGCACGGAGAUCCUCAAGGGAAUAGUCCUGCCAGGCGUCGGAGGCUUCACCAUUGUCGACGGACGAGUGGUCACUGAGGAGGAUGUGGGAUGCAAUUUCUUCCUGGAACCCACCUCAGUGGGUCAAUCUCGGGCUCAGUGCUGCUCUCAUCUGUUGCAAGAGCUCAAUCCCGACGUGAACGGCGACUAUGUGGAUGAGAAUAUCGAUUCUCUGCUUGUGAACAAUCCAGACUUCUUCAAGAACUUUGAUCUCGUGAUUGGAACGGCGCUGAGUGAGAAGUCCAUCGUGACGCUGUCCAACAAGUUGUGGGAUCUGAACAUCCCAUUUCUCGUAUGUCGCUCUGUUGGCUUCCUAGGCAGUGCCAGGCUUCAAAUCCGCGAGCAUUGCAUCAUUGAAUCGCAUCCGGACAAUCGCUCGACAGAUUUGCGCCUUGAAGUGCCCUUCCCGGCUCUGCGGGAGCACAUGAACAGCGUCACUGUGACACCCAAAGUGCCCUGGCUGGUAGUGCUGUACAAAUUCCUUCAGGAAUGGGCCAAAGAUAAGCCUCACGCGGUACCGAAGAACUACAAAGAGAAGACAGAACUGAGGGAGUUGAUCAGAAAUGCGAUGGGCAAGGAUGAGGAGAACCACGAGGAGGCGAUCAAAGCUGUGAAUUCGAGUUUCAGCGGUGGCAAGGCGUCCUCCAAUCUGCAGAAGUUACUCGAUGAUCCACAGUGUCAGAAUCUGAAGAAGGAGAGCAAACCGUUCUGGAUCCUCGUGCGCGCUCUGAAGGAUUUCGUGGCCAAUGAGGGCCACGGGUGGCUUCCUCUGCCAGGAAUUCUGCCAGACAUGACUGCCGAGACGGCGUUCUACAUUGCCCUGCAGAAUGUCUAUCGGAAUCAGGCUCUCGCCGACGCAGAUUCAAUCUAUCGUCGCGUUCAGCAGCUGCUGAAGGAAGUCAACUUGCCCUGCGACGUUAUCACGGAGAAGGACGUGCGCCUGUUCUGCCGAGAAGCGGCUCACAUCAGUGUGCAUCGAGGCAGUCGGAUCGCCGAUGAGUACGAAAAGGCGUACAAGUGUCCAGCCUUUGGCGAUUGCCUCGAGGUCUCCGGGACUCUCAUUGAGCACUACGUGGCGCUCAGAGCCAUGGAGCGCUUCCACACGGAACACGGAUGCUUGCCAGCUGAGGUGGAGACGGACACGGCGCGCCUGAAGAAUCUGUCCGGGAAGCUCUUCUCGGAGAUGAAUCUGAGCAGCCUCAGCGACGAGUUGGCGCACGAGUUGUGUCGCUACGGUGGAGCCGAAGUGCAUUCCGUGUCUUCCUUCCUCGGAGGCUGUGUGGCGCAGGAGGUGAUUAAGAUCAUCACCAAGCAAUUCAAGCCCAUCAACAACACCUUCAUCUACAAUGCCGUGAAGUGCGAAACUGCGACUUAUGAACUGUGAAGCCUGCAAAAGAGGAGAUCUAUGAUUUGUGAUUCCUAUCCCAGUUUACAAAAUCGUAGAUAGAUUUAUAAUUUCCUACUCUCUGCGAUCUGGAUACUGUUAAAGUGAAGAGAUU